UUCAAAAUUUUAUAUUUUAGUUUAUUAAUGAAACUCAAACGCAGUGGAAGUAGUUAGUUGGUGGUGUGUGGUUUUUUAGGGAAAUACUUUAAAUUUGUAUUGAAGUUUAAAAGAAAGUUUGAAAUAUAAUAACGAUUGUUAUUUAAACAAAAUGGAAGAUGAUGAAAAAAUGGAUAUAAUGCGUAAAGCAUUUCAAAUGUUCGAUACGCAAAAAACCGGUUUUAUAGAAUGUCUACGCCUUAAGACCAUACUCAAUAGUAUGGGUCAAAUGUUUGAGGAAAGUGAAUUGCAGGAAUUAAUCGAUGAAAAUGAUCCCGAAGAUACGGGUAAAGUUAAUUUCGAUGGUUUUUGCAAUAUAGCCGCCCAUUUUCUAGAGGAAGAAGAUGCUGAGGCCAUACAAAAGGAAUUGAAAGAAGCCUUUCGUUUGUAUGAUCGUGAGGGUAAUGGUUAUAUUACCACUUCUACACUUAAAGAAAUCUUAGCUGCUUUAGAUGAUAAAUUAUCUUCAAGUGAUUUGGAUGGUAUUAUAGCGGAAAUUGAUACCGAUGGUUCGGGCACUGUGGAUUUUGAUGAAUUUAUGGAAAUGAUGACUGGCGAUUAAUUAUUUAAACGCAAAGAAAAAUAAAUU
Molecule: messenger RNA, 628 nt
Organism: Lucilia cuprina (Australian sheep blowfly)
Lineage: Eukaryota; Metazoa; Arthropoda; Insecta; Diptera; Calliphoridae
Gene: TpnC25D
Product: troponin C
Exons: 3
Coding region: 152-601 (149 amino acids)
Molecular function (GO): calcium ion binding
Source: RefSeq, a predicted model, not a curated record